This is a messenger RNA of Poecilia latipinna (sailfin molly), 1537 nucleotides long. It is a transcript of the gene jagn1b, whose product is annotated as jagunal homolog 1b. Gene Ontology annotation, cellular component: endoplasmic reticulum membrane. NCBI's taxonomy places the organism in Eukaryota, Metazoa, Chordata, Actinopteri, Cyprinodontiformes, Poeciliidae. The record is from RefSeq and is a predicted model, not a curated record. The transcript is spliced from 4 exons. The coding region runs from base 118 to 669 and encodes 183 amino acids. Gene Ontology annotation, biological process: granulocyte colony-stimulating factor signaling pathway; endoplasmic reticulum organization; vesicle-mediated transport.
CAUGUAUGAAACGUCAUGCAUCCCAUGUAACCUUGCGGUCAGUUAGCUGCACCUUAACUGUUAAGUCUGAAACACAUAUAUGCUUUAUAUAAGCACCAAGGUACAACAAGAUCCACCAUGACUUCUCGAGCCGGUCCCAGAGCGUCAGGUACCGACGGCAGUGACUUCCAGCACAGGGAGCGAGUUGCUUCCCACUACCAGAUGAGUGUUGCCUUGAAGUCUGAAAUCCGUAAACUGAACAUUGUCCAUGUACUGAUCUGGGUGCUGAUGGCUGCUCAGGUAACUGUAAGCCAGCUGAGUCUGGUGUCUCACAAGGUAGUCGCCUCUCCGUAUCAGUGGGAGUACCCCUACCUUCUGAGCAUAGUCCCCACUGUCUUCAGCUUCCUGGCGUUGCCGCGUAACAACAUCAGCUACUUGGUGAUCUCCAUGAUCAGUGCCGGGCUCUUCUGCGUGGCGCCGCUCAUCUACGGUGGCAUGGAGAUGUUCCCCGUGGCUCAGCAGCUGUACCGGCACGGCAAGGCUUACCGCUUCAUCUUUGGCUUUUCGGCCGUGUCCGUGAUGUACCUCGUCAUCAUAAUUUCUGUGCAGGUGCACGCCUGGCAGAUUUACUACAGCAAGAAGCUGCUGGACCAGUGGUUUACCACCACACAGGACAAGAAGAAGAAAUAACUUCAGCUCUGCUGGCUGAGGAGACUUUGAGACACUCUUGUUCAGCAUCAUUUUCUACAUUUUUGACGAUUUAAUUAUGCUUAUAAAAAUCAUUGGACAGUUUGAUUACUGCUUUCCCCUCCCUGAAUUAGUUUUUAUGUCAUUUCAAUGAUAAAAAAAAACUGAGAACAAGUGUUUUUGUUUGAGUCUUGUUAUUUUGGGUAAAACUGGAUAGAAACACAGGGGAGAAAAAUGUUUAUUUGCAUUUUACAUCACCUUGCAGCCAUAGAAGAUCAAUUCUUAUUCACUGCAAAAUAAAAACCACCAUAUUUCCCACAUCCAGUGACUUGAUUCAAAUUUGACCAAAACCCACAAACGUUAAGUACAGAUAAUAUUCUAAAGUUUAUAAUAAAAUGACACCGCCACCAAUAUCACAAACCUGUAAAUAAACCACAAACUCCCCACCACCAAAAUCCUAUACUAAUCCUAUGCAAAUUAAAAUUUAUUUUUCCAUUUUAAAUUAUGAGAAUAAAGUCAUAUAUUGAGGAAAAAAGUCCUUAAGAAAAAAGACUUCAUUAGAGUUAACAAGAUCUGACUGGACCAGCUUGGCAAGUCUGUAGUUCUUUCUCUGAAAUGGGAACAAUUGAUUCAAAGUCCUGUUACUGACCAUUUGAUAAUGUGUUAAAAGAUUAAGUUGUUCCUUAUUUGUAAAACCAAUUCAAAGGAAUAUAACUUCAAUAGCUCUUUUUUUCAUGGAAGAGUUCUCAAAAUUGCUUAAUUCUUCUAAUAUGACUUUAUUCCCUUAUUUCUGUUAUACUACUACUUAUAACUUUAUAAAUGGUUAUUAGCUUGGCUUUAGUUCUCUGCAAAAUCCCAACAAUCAAAAUGU